Molecule: messenger RNA, 2664 nt
Organism: Diachasmimorpha longicaudata
Lineage: Eukaryota; Metazoa; Arthropoda; Insecta; Hymenoptera; Braconidae
Exons: 11
Coding region: 201-1073 (290 amino acids)
Source: RefSeq, a predicted model, not a curated record
GAGCCAUCCUUAGGUCGAGCCACCCCCACAUCUCUCCCGUGUUUAAAUAAUCCCCCUUGAUAUCUCGAAAAUUUCCCGCAAAACGUAUCCGGUGAAUUCACCCGAUUGAAUUCAAUUCCGUUACAUCGCGUUUGACAGGUCCGUCUUAAUGAACUCCACUACAUUAAAUUGGAUGAGGUGAUGCUCCAUGUGCUCGCGGCAUGGCAAUUAUGCAAUCCUGUUGCUGUUGGCGAUCCGUUCGCAGGGGAAGUUUCGCCUGUGCCAUCUACACCGGGGUUUACUUCCUCCUUAUCGCCAUGUCGACGGGCACUGUACUUCAGGAAGAGGAGGAAUAUCUCUACGGUAAUCGCUCAAUGCCCAAAUCACCAAGUUUCCUGGAGCAUGAAUCCGUAUCACCAGUCACAGUCAGAUUCAACAUCACACUGCUAAUAUGCUCAUGCUGUGGAGUUGUCGCCUGUUUACUUCUGCUUUAUGGAUUACUGAAGGAUUAUCGAUUAUUGAUGUUACCCUGGAUCUGCACUGUCAUCACUUGCAGUGUUGUGGAUAUUACACAUACGUUCUAUUUAUUCUGUUCAGCAUCACUCGGCUUCAGCCCAAUCAGCGCACUGGUCUACACACUUGAUUUUUUUCUACUCUGUCUCAAUAUUUAUUCCCUCUUGUGCGUUAUCUCGCAGUAUCAAGAAUACACAGCCGGAAGAGGUAGAGCGUCAGACGACUGUGAGCACAGGAUACCAGCCAUUCGUUAUGCAGUUCAGCCCACCACAACAGCUACUUCAUGUCUGAGUUCUCGUCGUACGCCGACAAACAAUGAUUCUAAACUCACCACAUCCACCACUCCAGCGCAGAGUCCCACGACAUACAGAACAAUUUUAUCGUCGGAGAAAAGUGCAGGGAGCAAAACAACUCGGAAACAUGUACAAUUUCCCGAUACUCCACCGUCAAGUAGUCAAGCGCCCAAAUCAGAUAACAGCGGUGAAACUAUCGGCUGGACACUGGACAAUGAGAAUCCCACGGUUCCUUCGCGACUUGUGCCACCGAGCAACAAUUUUCAUCACACCAAUGGCCAAUCCUAAAAGACUUCUACAGUAUUUACCUUUAUUUUCACUCGAAAAACCAUUAAGCGGAUAAGAAUAAAGAAAAGUACAAAUACUAAUAUUUACUUCUUGGGACUGGUAUCGUAGUGGAAUAAUCCAGAAAUGAGGAGAGAUGGAUUCCGCGUGACUUCAUAAAGCAAUUGGAACGUGGUUAAUCGUUGACACAUUGGCUAAGCCUCAUCGACAUCCGUCGACCAUAAUUACGUUGAAAUAUACGACCUCAUCUGUCGCAAUUGUGGAAUGAAACGACUGAACGAAUUCGCGAAGUGAUUCAUGUUAUUUAUAUUGACGAGAGGAAUUCAAUCGCACUGAGAAUCGAUACAUUGAUAUCCACGAAGUAAAAAAUGAAAUCAUCUUGUGCCAUUCCAGCUCUCCAUCUACACUGUAGCCAGAGGAAAAACGCCAAACACGCAAUUCUUCACAGUCUCCUGGGAAAUUUAUUCGAUUAAUCAUAAAAGAAAGGAGAACAGCUGAAUAUUGAGAUAUCCAUGACCUCGACUUUCACGACGUGGUACAGGAUAAUGACUGGAUCUAAUCUCUCUAAUCGUCUCCAUCUGUUUCGUACUGAUGUGCAAUGAUAAGCCAGUAUCACUGCAUUCAUAAUGAGUGAUCGCAAUCAACCGGAAAAUUAGUGUAUUGGAUAAUGCAAGUGCAUACAUUACAGCUCCCGUAAUAAUAUCUUUUAUUGCACAUUGGAGAUUAAUCGUUCGUGCAGAACCAGUUAUGGAGCUUCAAUAAUUAUAGAACUCAAAUAAUCGAUAACUGGUCAUGAAACACACGCGCUGGACUGCUUUUGCCGGACUAAUCUCAUCGAGCGGUCAAUAAUUGCAACGAUAUUCAUGAAUAUCGUGUUUAUAGUUUACAAGUUUUAGGGGAGUUCAUCUACGGUGAUGUAUCUGUAUAUAUGAAGUCAUAAAGUAGAGCUUACUUAUCCCUACCUGGAUUCGCUGUGGCUCUACGUGGAUUUUCAGAGUAAUUACCCGAGUUGGUUCAUCAGAAGAACAGAAAUUGGGAGAGACUCUGCAAUAUUGGCUGUGGCAUCGACAGUCCCGCAUUGAUGGAAUACAAUGCCCUUCGUCGUGGCACCGAUUGUUCCAGUUUAUUGGGUUCGUAAAUACCCAAAAUCCAACGUGGGAUCCAACUGGGAUUACAAACUACCAGGUUCGCUAUCCCAACCACAAGUGCAGCCAUGAAACUCCAGUAAACGACACCCAACCCGCCGGGGAUUGCAUCCAGGUCUGUUGAAAACAUUAUCUGGCCUGUCACAUAUGCGAAGAAAAAUGUACAACAAAAUUAUCCCAGAGAUGUGAAUAAAAGGUAUCGAGUAACAUACGCUCCACGGUAGAAUGGACGUUUGAAAGGAUUCGUUUAUUGACAUCGCAUCUCUAGGAGAAAAGGCGAACGAUAAAAAUUGUAGAGUACUUUUUUUCUAGAAAUUUUUAUUAAACUUUUUAUUUAUGUCUUCGUGAGUCCGGGUAAACCCAGUGGCACCUACUCACCAUCCAUUUAAUGUCUCAGUGUGUGUGGGUAGAAACGUAUAAAUAUGCUACAUCAAUCCAGCUUAAAGACA